AAAGGAUGUAUUCUCCUCGCUGAGAGUAAAGCAACGGUGAAACGCAAUGUCCAACCAUAUUCCAAACGAUGCAGAUGAGGAGUCUCCCCUCAUUCGCGAUGAGAUUCUCAAUCCUCACUCUAAGUCCGACUCUGCUCACCGAGACUCCACACCAGAACAUGUCCUUCCAAUCGCGCUCCUUGCGUCAUUGGCAAUGGCCUCAACGGCGGCGACAUCAUAUUAUGCCUAUGCCACACUUCUAUGCCGCGAUCCUGCGCACUGUCGUGGAGAUGAGAAAAGCCGCUAUGCGGGCACGGUGGCAGUAGCUGUUUCUGCCGCUAAUGUCUUCGGCAUACUUGCAUUAGGACACUUACAGAAACUCUCCGUGAGUAAUCAAAAGCUUGGGCUGUUGCUCUGGAUGGGUACGAGGUCUAUGAGCGCGGUAAUGCUUUUGUUAGGCGUGUUUUUCAAAAGCAUCUUCAUAGCACUGUCCGGCCGUAUAUUUGAGGGGUUGGCAUCUGAUAAUCUACUGCACUAUGUUCUCAAUGCCAUAUACUCGCAAACGAACGAUGACAGAAGAACAUCAACACUGAUCGGCAGCUCCAUGGCGCUAUACCUCGCGGGCAUAUCAAUCUCGCCUUUUGUUGCGGGCCUGUUCCAAAACUUCACCAUCAGCUUUUUUAUCGCUCUGGGAUUGUUCGUGUUCGCUAUUGUUUACCUCCAAAUCUUCAUUCCCUCACGCUCUGGUUCUACAUCAAGGAAACCGACCAGUACAGAAGAAGCCUUCUCCGCUGCAGUACCUCGCAAUCAGGACCGCGAUGAGCCAUGGAGAAAUCUGAUGAGAACAAUCUCAAGCCCUCUUAUCUCAUUCCGACAACAUCCCAAGGACCUGACCUUCGGACUCUCCCUCCUCGCAUACAACCUCGUUCAAUCCUACAUGUUCAGCGCUCUGCUAGUCCACACAUCUCUUCAAUUCAACUUCACGGGGCGCGAAAACGGGAUCCUGAUUUCCCUAGCACACUCAGUGGCAGCUGUCUACUUGGCACUGGCUCUCUAUAUCCUCCCGAGCGUGCUCAGAGCAUGGAGAUCAAGGUCUUCGAACGACGCACGGUCAUCCUCAAAACGUACAGCGGUACAAAAAGACGCACUGCUAGCUACGUUGUCACAGAUCAUCCAAGUCUUAUCGCUCAUUGGCCUGGGCUUUGCGUCCACCGCGAAGCAGAUAUAUGCUCUCACUGCAUUUUUGGCGCUUAGUUUGCCUGCAUCCUCUUUUAUUAAGGGGGCCUUCGUGGCGACUUGCGAAGGAGAAGAGAAGACCAGAGGCCUAGCGGCACUAGCAGCUAUGGAAACCGUGGGCAGUGUACUUGGGCCGUUGGUCAUAGGUGGAUGGCAAAGCUACUCAGUAGCCGGGCCAACGGUGUUCUUCAUCGCGGCAGGAAUUGCGGCUUUCUCGAUGGUGUUAUUCUGUUUAGGUGUUGUGGGCAAAGGAACGUUUAGAUAGGCACAGUGAUUCUGGUCGCUGACACCAAUGUCUUUUGGCCUUUUUUUUUGAGCUCGGAACUACACUCCCUCUAACAGACGACGCUUCUC
Messenger RNA from Westerdykella ornata, 1569 nucleotides. RefSeq lists its product as uncharacterized. Gene Ontology annotation, biological process: transmembrane transport. The record is from RefSeq and is a predicted model, not a curated record. Gene Ontology annotation, cellular component: membrane. Gene Ontology annotation, molecular function: transmembrane transporter activity. The coding region runs from base 47 to 1480 and encodes 477 amino acids. The transcript is spliced from 2 exons. NCBI's taxonomy places the organism in Eukaryota, Fungi, Ascomycota, Dothideomycetes, Pleosporales, Sporormiaceae.